AAUCUCUGUGCCAUUACCUUCUUCUUCGUCGUAGUGAUUUCUCUCGAGAGAAAAAGAGAGAUGGCUGAAGCAGCGAGAAGACAAGGUGGUGGGAGACCAUUACCGCCACCUCCGAGAGGCGUUAACCAACAACCUCCUCGCCCUAAACCUGAACCUGUCGAUCGUGAAAAGACAUGUCCCCUUCUUCUUCGUGUUUUCACCAAGAGUGGUGGUCAUCAUACUAGUGAAGAUUAUGCUGUGAGAGGCAAAGAACCAAAGGAUGAAGUUCAAAUCUACACUUGGAAAGAUGCCAGUCUUCGCGAGCUAACAGAUUUGGUUAAAGAAGUUUCUGUAGCAGCUAGGAGAAGGAAUGCUAGAUUGUCUUUUGCGUUUGUUUAUCCUAACAAUAAAGGUGGCUAUAAUGUGAGAGAGGUUGGGGAGACGAUGGCUUAUCCAAACCGAAAACAACCAGAUGACAGUAAAACGCUUUCCGAACUUCCGUUUGAGAUUGGAGAUUAUCUGGAUGUGGCAAUUUACUAGGAGGUUUCUGUUUCUUGUUAAGUGGGAUUUGGGUGCGUGCACAAUGGAAGAAGUACACAUUCAUAUGGUUGUAUCAUCUUAAACUUCGUUUAGACAUGUUUGUAUUUUUUGGAUCUAGUCUAUGUACUAAUGUCUAAUGGUUUAGUAUGUUAUCCUGCUUUUUUUGUUUAACGUGUUUUCUUUUCUAAAGAACCAAAAAAAAGAUGGAAGAACUCAAGCCAUUUUAUAUACAAAAAGGUAUAAAUUUAGACUAUCUAUAGACUAUAGCACAUGAAUAUGUAUUAAAUUAAGAUUUCAACCCAAUUUACUUUUAUUAGUAGAAUUAAUACUCGCACUUAACGUCGGAGAAGUAG
Molecule: messenger RNA, 872 nt
Organism: Arabidopsis thaliana (thale cress)
Lineage: Eukaryota; Viridiplantae; Streptophyta; Magnoliopsida; Brassicales; Brassicaceae
Gene: SAP18
Product: SIN3 associated polypeptide P18
Exons: 6
Coding region: 61-519 (152 amino acids)
Biological process (GO): negative regulation of DNA-templated transcription
Molecular function (GO): transcription corepressor activity
Source: RefSeq, marked reviewed